GAGGGAAAUAGUUUGGCAGAGAGAAUAAGAAAAGUUUGUAAGGGAAAAAUUUUGUUUUUCAUUUUCUUUGAGUUGUUUUUUCUUCAUAAUGUUUGUGCUUUGUUUUUAUUUGUUUUUCUGAACUAAUCGUUAAAAAUUUUUUAAUUUUUAGACAAAUUUUAAAUUUUAUUUAAAUCUUGAAAAAAGAAAAUGCCACUUCAAUGGAACAGUCUUGACACCAGAUACGCUUUUUUAUCUGGGGCGGUUCCUGCGGGCGUUGCUCUUGGCGGUUCUUUGUGUGUUAGCAAGAAUGAGAAUUUGGUCAACUUCAUUAAGGCUCAACGUUUGUCUUCAUGCAUCGCUCCAUCGUGCCAAUACUUUUAUCUUGCGGCUAAUGUUGGUGCAGCAGCUACUUUAGGCUACGCAUCUUAUUUGGUUUACAAGAUUGGCGGAGGUUUUGAUUAUACUGACACGACUGUUGCUCUUGGACUUUAUGGGGCUACUAUCGCGUCUGGACUUGUGGCAGUGCCGUUAUUGCGAACCAAGAAGGCUAAAUGGCUUGCUGCAAACACCAUCAUUUUGACCGGACUGUCAAUUGCUACAACCGUCGCUUUUUACAAAAUUGACAAAAUCUCUGGACUUUGGACCAUACCAUUUUCCGUUGUUUCACUCUAUUAUGCUGCUAUUUGGGGAAAAGCGGCUUUUGGUUGUUGCGGGAAGACUACUACCGAAUAG
Meloidogyne enterolobii is the source of this 714-nucleotide messenger RNA. Lineage: Eukaryota; Metazoa; Nematoda; Chromadorea; Rhabditida; Meloidogynidae. The record is from the annotation of a GenBank genome assembly.